This is a messenger RNA of Meloidogyne enterolobii, 729 nucleotides long. NCBI's taxonomy places the organism in Eukaryota, Metazoa, Nematoda, Chromadorea, Rhabditida, Meloidogynidae. The record is from the annotation of a GenBank genome assembly.
UUGAUUGACGUUUUUCCCUCUAUUCUUCUCUUUCGGAAUCAUCCAAAAAAUUUUUUUAGUUCCACACCACGGAUAGGCCGCAUUACACAAAACCUAAACUUAACAACCCGACUUUUUUCCCAACUCGUCCCCUUCCCUGCUUUUUGUUAUAACAGUUUCGUUUCCCAUGAUUGUGUUCGUUUCCCAUAAAUGUUGUUUUAUCGUUUUAUCCGGAAGAUUUGACCUUAGAAAAGGAAUAAGGCAAAAUCUGGAACACAGACCUUAAUACAGCACGUAGCAAGGAAAAUUCUCGCAGGAGGGGGAUCAAUCCUGAAAAUGUCCUUCUUCCCUUGGCUACGUGCUUGUCUCUUAAUAUUACUCUUAAUUUUAGUAUUAAAAUUUUUUUUCAGACCUCUUUCAAAUAUUCGUUUACCAAUAAAUUCAACAUUCUCAACACCAAUUCAUUUGCAUAAUCCACAUUUUACAACUCUUCGAAUUUUGGAAAUAUUUUCUAGUGAUUGUAAUAUUCAAUUAGAAUUUCCAACAGAAUUUUUAAUUAAAUCAAAUAAUUCAAUAAAAUCGGUAAAAUUAGUUUUAAUUUUUUUGGAGACUUGGGGUUCAACGGAAGACUCGGAUUUGAUGCCUGAUGUCACUUGGUUAAGGCAAAGUGACACCAGGCAUUUUCCUCUCUCAUGUCAGACUACUAGUCUUCAUGAGAGAGGAGUCUGCUUUACUGGAGUCCAUGUAUAG